This is a messenger RNA of Myxocyprinus asiaticus (Chinese sucker), 1769 nucleotides long. RefSeq lists its product as uncharacterized. The transcript has 6 exons. Bases 59 to 718 code for a protein of 219 amino acids. NCBI's taxonomy places the organism in Eukaryota, Metazoa, Chordata, Actinopteri, Cypriniformes, Catostomidae. The record is from RefSeq and is a predicted model, not a curated record.
UCCUGUAAAAGAAAGAUUAAGAACUAAACAUCACAUGGAGCCUAUCACAACAUAAAACAUGAAGGCAACAACAAUAAGCAGAGCAUGGAAGCAACUCUGCUUGCUCUUUGCUUUUCUCUCUUAUUGGUCUUAUGGACAGGAUACGUCCUCCUGUUCCUCCUCUGAAUUCUCUUUUGAGCAGCUCAAUCAAAAACUUAAGGAAAUUAAAAAUUGUUUGGAAGCUGUAUCUGGCCAGUGGACACCAUAUCAAAAUGCAGAAAUUUUAAACCAACUAAUCAUGCUGAGUGAUAUCAUCCAGAAACAACAGAGUGCUGAGUUACUGAGGUUACUGCCAGAAAACUGUACUGCUCCAGCAGUGCCCAAGGAUGGAGGCCUGCUGUGUGUAUCUGCUGAAAAUAAGAUCUACUGUAAACCUAUGUGCAAUGCGGGUUAUGAUUUCAAUUUUAUAAGAAGAUCAAGGCUGUACGAGGAAUGCAGUGCUGCCACACAACACAAAUGGACAACACAAUUCAUAGGUGGCAACAGGCUGGCUGAUUGCAGCAAAUCCCACAUUUCAGUGGCAGGAGCCCCCUCUGCCUACUUCCAUGAGGGCAAGGACUGUCACAAGACAAACAGUGAUGAACAACUAGUGGGAAACAUCACAAACAUCUUUCAGUCAGAGCUGGUUAAGGCAGGCAUCACAAAAUUAAUUAAAUCUUCCGGCCUUCUCUGUGGCUAGAACAAGAACCAGACUCAACAAAUAGAUGCAAAAAGUCUUAAGAAUUAAAUUAGUGAAUAUUUUGCACAGGGUAUAAAAUUAGGAGUUUAUUUUGUUUUAUGUAAUAUGUAGAUUUGGCUUUAAAAAGUAAGGCCUGUUUUAAGUGUAAAAUCUCAGCAAAAGGGAAAACUGUGGAAAACAUAACACUCGAUGAGGAAAUUAAUGUUUAAUGAUGUGAACACAAAUACUACAAAUACCAUGCGUAAUCAAAUUAUCAGUGUGGUUAAGUCAAGGAUAAAAUUCAACACACUAAAUCAAUUUUACUAUAAUAAAAAGGCAACCGCAGUAAUUUAAUAACACACAAGGCAACUGUUAAAAAUCAAACUAAUGUAUCUUAAUAAAGUAGUCCAGAGGAGAGGGGUAAAACUUUGGGAGUAUAUUGGCAUUUUUGUAUGCACAGGAAGUAUCAUUUGCAAUGAAUAUACUUUUUUCCCUCUCGAAUAGCUCUAAUUGUUGGCCAGGGAGUUUUAGAAAAGUCUUCAAACAUUUAUCAUGUUUCUCUGAACUAUUAUUGCCAAUUAAUCAGGCCAGAAUAAUCUACGGGAAAUCUGCUUAAUGACAGAUGUGCACCAUGUUAUCCAGCCUUACCAAUCAUAGGUCAAUGGAACAGGUCCUGUUUAAUUUACACAUGAUUGCUGUUGCUGUAUGUGGAACACUUCUGUCUUGUUGUGAAUUUAUUCAGGUGUGAUUUUCUUCAGAGAUGGAAAAUUACUGCAUUUGUGUUUGCACUGAACAGCAGGAAUGGUGCAAAAUUUGCCAAAAAUGUGUAUUUAAGCAUUUAUAAGCAUUAAUAAGCAGCCUGCCGUUUUAAAAAUGCAAACAUGACUUAUCCAAACAUGACUUGGGUAAUUGUCAUUCAAAACAACCCUUUUAUUAGCAAACAUCUAUAAAUCUCAUCAUUUGAUGCAUGUUAAUUUGAUUCUUUUUUUGAAUGCAUUGUUACAACAGGACCACUAGAUGCCAGUGUUGUCAGCAUUUUAAAUAAAAUUGGUACUGAUACAUUAACACAAGA